AUGAAGUGUUUUCAGUCAGGGGAAUGUGUUAUCACUGUGCAAACGAAGAACUUUCUGCCACCUCCUUCAACCAGCAACAUACGUUCUCGUUCUACGAAUUCCCCAGGGGCUGUGGAUGCAUUGCCACCUCAAGCUCCUCAUGAUGUCGCCUUUAGUUUGUUGAAGGGAACUUGCACAUAUGAUGAACUAGUGGUUGCCACUAAUGGAUUCUCAGACGCCAACCUUCUAGGACAAGGUGGUUUUGGCUAUGUGCACAAGGGGUUCCUUCCUUGUGGGAAAGAAAUUGCAGUUAAGCAGCUAAAGGAAGGAAGUACUCAGGGCGAGCGCGAGUUUCAGGCAGAGGUUGAGAUCAUUAGCCGGGUGCACCAUAAACAUCUUGUUUCUUUGGUGGGAUAUUGCAUUAAUGGCUCUGCUAGACUGCUUGUUUAUGAGUUUGUUCCAAACAAUACCCUUGAGUUUCACUUACACGGCACUGGACAGCCUGUAAUGGAGUGGGAAACCAGAUUGAAAAUUGCUAUAGGGUCUGCAAAAGGCCUAGCGUAUCUGCAUGAAGAUUUGAGAAGUUAUCUCACGGUUUCUGACUUUGGACUUGCCAAAAGUUUUUCUGAUGCCAGUACUAGCGGUACUCACAUUUCCACCAGAGUGGUGGGGACUUUCGGGUAA
Molecule: messenger RNA, 663 nt
Organism: Dovyalis caffra
Lineage: Eukaryota; Viridiplantae; Streptophyta; Magnoliopsida; Malpighiales; Salicaceae
Source: the annotation of a GenBank genome assembly